Messenger RNA from Halichondria panicea, 1670 nucleotides. RefSeq lists its product as uncharacterized. The transcript has 14 exons. Lineage: Eukaryota; Metazoa; Porifera; Demospongiae; Suberitida; Halichondriidae. The record is from RefSeq and is a predicted model, not a curated record. Bases 92 to 1540 code for a protein of 482 amino acids.
AUUAUUGCUGACUCGGCAGCUAAGUGGGCGUGGUCUUGGCCCAGAAACGGGGCGUUCUGGCGAUAUUAAUUUUUAUGUUAAAACCGAGAGAAUGGCGACAAAAAAGAUAAGGGCCAGGACACUUGGGAGAACUACUUCAGUGCCUGGUGGCCCUCAAGUUUUGGAGGUGAUUCUUCAUGAGGGCUGGUGUGUCAAGGAGAGUGGUACGGCAUUCCUGGGAAAGACCAACUGGAGGAAGAGGUGGUUCAAACUAGUGCAGAGGGGACCUACGGUCUCUCUCGAAUAUUUCAAGAGUCGUGGUGACAGAAAUCCAGCAGGUUCCGUCAGAUUGGACGUCACAUACUCUACCCGACAGAUAGAGAACCGCGAGAAGUCACAGUCCAAUUGCUUUGCCGUGGGUCCACUGGUUGAUGAUGGUGCUAUCAGAACUUACUACAUCAGCUGCUCCUCCCUUCAGUCAAUGGAAGAGUGGCUGACAGUAAUUGAUGCAGCCAUUCAGGGAGUUCCAGAGCUGGCUCAGCGGAGGAGGCAAACCAUCAGCCAUCAGUUCUCCAUCAGGAAUAACUCAAGGAGAGUGGUGUCCCGGUCACUAAGCACUGCAGAUUCACUCGGAGACAUUGAAGAGAGGGCUCUCGACCUUUCAACCAGUGCAGCCACGCCUAACCAAGCAACGUCUUCGCUGGGAGCAACUGUCGAUUCAGGGAUCCAGCACGAGGACCUGAGUGAUGACGAGGUGUGGGAGAGUGUGGAGGGUGAGGUGAGCGAAGAGGAGGGAGAAGAAGUGGACGGGGCCUCAGUCUCGAUCAAGAAGAGGUACUGUACUACAGACAGUGACCUCAAACCAGCAGCUCGCCUGAGUGCAUAUGACAGUAACUCAUGGAGGAUAGAGCACUGGCUGAAACUUUGUCAUGCUGCGGCCACCCUGAAAUGGAGCAAAGUGGACACAAAGGAUGGCGUCACCGUUUCCAGGUGCAAAUUUGGACGGGGUAAUGGCGGUAAUGCCGUGAUUAAAGUGGAAGGUGUUCUACAGGCGAACCCUAGCACUGUGUAUCAGUUUAUGCAACUGAGCACGCGGGAAGGAGGGAAGUUGGAUUACCUGUUUAGGAAUGAACAAAUUCUUCACUUAUUGGAAGACGAUCCAGCUGGCUCAGUCAUCUUUAACCAAUUCCUACUGCCCCUCCCGAGGGUAUCCAAGAGAGACGUUGUGGCCAUGAAGAUCUGGGUGCCUCAGUACCUCUCACAGGACGAGUCGUCAGGCAUGGUAAUGUUCUCUGUGGACCAUCCUGACGCCACCCAGCCUGAAAGGGACUCAAAAAGAAUUAAUAUCAAGCCAUCCGGCCUCAUACUAAAGUGCUAUCCUGGACCAGGUGGUGCAGUGCAUACAAAGAUGACCAUUCUUGUUCAAAUUGCUCUCUAUGGAGCUCUACACAGAAUGCUGAAAGGAGCUUAUAACUCAGGGCUGUUAAAGCUAGGAAUUCGAUCCACCUUUGUGCACAUCAAAGAACAAUUAGAAAAGUUUGUACAGAUAACAAGCAUCUGACUUUUAACUCAUAAUUGAAAAGCUAGCUGUGGGAGAAUUUAUCUGGAUAUAUAAUUUUAUAGAUAUGUUUUUGUUCCAUUGCACAUGCAUGGCGAUGCAUGUCUGUUUUUAUUGCAAUUAACUAUUAUUA